CCCCAUUUGCUCCCAGACUCACCGUCCGACGAACGUAUCUAUGCUGGGACGUAUCUGCCUGCAACAGUACAGGGCAGAAGUGGCUUAUUCCGUGCUACUCCAGAGGUGCAAACCUGCAUCCGUGGGGGGUUCUUCACCGCAAAAACACCUGAAGUGGGCCCGGAUCCACUAAGCAUCGGCGAUUUUAACAGCACACGGCUGGGGAAGGCACCAACAACCAUGGUGGCUAAACACACGACCGAGUCUCUACACUGCAGCGGCAGCAAUCCACGAUUUACCUUCUUCUCCACCUCCUUUCCAGAAGAACAAUGUCCCAGCCGGUUUUUAACGACCUCGAGGAAGGUGAACCCUCUUUGUGGAGACUGAAAAAACCUUGGGUGCUCGAAAUCCUCCGACGCGAGCGCCAUCGGCCGACGGCGGAUCCCAACGACGAGCAGCUGCGAGAGAUGUUCAAUGCUGCUUAUGACGGCCACGUCGACCGACUUAAGGUGGCCUUGACGACCCUGACGCAGUCCCGUGAGCAAGUCAAUAUCAGCAUGCUUCACUACCACGAGGGCUGGAACCAUGUCCAGACGCCGUUGCAUGCGGCUGCAAUCCGCGGCCACCUUGACGCUGCCACGCUCCUAAUCGCGUUCGGCGCCGACUUGGAAGCGUACGUUGGCUAUAUGGGUGAUCAAUACACACCGUUGCAUUAUGCGGUCAGGUCCGGAAGUCCUACCUUGGUCCGACUUCUGUUAAAUUCGGGUGCCGACGUUACCGCCCGCUGGAAUCAAUAUCUUGGGGACGACGAGGGCAUCGCGACUUUCUUGGCACUAGAGUGCGGCCACGAACCCGAGCCGAUAAUCGAAACGAUUGAUUUGCUCCUAAACGGCGGUCUGGAUGUUAAUGAGCCAUCAUAUGAGCAUUACGAGGGGAAUCGUCUGACUUAUAAAGCUCUGAAACUUGGCUCUGGCAAGCUUGUUAAGCAUUUGAUCAAGCGCGGUGCUAUUCUGUCCCAAAACCACGACUUAAACCUUCGUCGAGCAGCUGGGAGCCAUCGAUCUUUCGAAGCCCUGGAAUUUCUGGUUCAAGAGCAAGGCCAUCGUGACAUCGACAACGACCUAGUAGCGCUCUGCACAAUAGCGGGGAAUUGGGAUAAUCACUUUUUCGAAUUUUCAGAGCCACGCCUCCGAAUGGCGCACUUGCUUAUAGCACACCUCGUACGGGAUUUGGGUCCUGGAAAAUCCCUCAACGAUGUGCCAGGCAUCCACCUCGUAUUACGGACUGCUAUCUCCAGCAACGGCGCGCCUUUGGCACGGUUGUUGCUGCAGAACGGGGUCGGUACACACAUCGGACUUUCAAGAAAUUCGGCCCUCCUCGUUGCUUGCAGAAACAGGGCGGACCCGGACAUCAUUGAAUCCCUUCUCGUCGCCGGGGAGGACGUCAAUUGUCACAACAAUCCCUUAUACUCUGAUGAGACACCCCCGUUACUGGAAGCUUGUAUCACGAAUUCCGAUCCCGAAGUCAUAAAGAUGCUUUUGCAAGCUGGCGCGGAGAUCAAUUGCCGCCGAAAAGAACCCCCUAUUCGUGUCAGCUGGCAAGUCAAUCCCCAUGGGGGCUAUGGCGGUGACAAUGCUCUACACGAAUCAGUUCUAUCCCCGUCAACUGUCAAGCUGCUCUUAGAUGCUGGGGUGGAUCCUAGAGCACGUAACAGCUGCGGAGAGACCCCCCUAUUAACUCAUGCUCGCCUACUUGGCGCUAGAUUCACGUCCUUUGGGUCGAAGCCAACCAAGGAUGACUUCAUAGGCUGCAUUCGCCUCUUAGCGGAUGCAUGUCACAAUCUCGAUGACAUCAACGCCGUCGACCACCGCGGCAGGUCAGCGCUGCAUCUCCUUGCUCGAAAACUUCUUGAUGACUGGGAGCCUCCCAACGCGCCAUAUCAGCACAACGUCGAAACAUACGUAGAAGCUGUGGGAAUUCUGAUCCGACGGGGCGCUCGUCUUGACAUUCGAGACAAUCAGGACAGGACCGUAGCGGCUGCGUUCCAGCAGGAGGGCGGGCAUCGGCUGCUGGAGGCAUUGCGGAAGGCAGGCGCGCAAAUACCAGGCGAAUAGCAUUCCUAGGCACAUACCAGGCAGAGAGGAUUCACCAUCCAAUCUCCAUUCCAAGCCCGAGGACGAAACCAACGCCCCGUUUGCUCUCUUUCUGGAUGGACCCGAGGAGCUGCCAGGACAGAUACCCCACGUGUGCCGCUCGUUGUUCCUCAAAAUCGCGUCGGUGGCUGUGUUAGCCGCCAGUGUGGAUCUCUUGGCGGUUACUGCUUGCUGGGCCUCACCAGCUGCUGGACUCUGCGUCCCUGCGCGCCCGCGGCGGGUUCGGUACCAUAAACAGCGUAGGUUCCAGUCUGUCGGGACAUAUGCUGAGUGUAUGAUAUCACACUUGACGCCCAUAAGUGGCUCAGCGUUGAGAGGUAGCGGGUCCAAUCAUGGGUGUUGGUUCUGGCUUUCAUCAAAAUGCUGAGUGUACCAUGUUGGGCUCCACGCCCAGGCACUUCGAUGAAUCAACCAUAAUGUUGAGCGGAGCUUUAGGGGCUGGCAGGCGACUAGAAUAAUAAUAAUAUGUCGAUAUCGACGAACAACAC
Messenger RNA from Gaeumannomyces tritici R3-111a-1, 2620 nucleotides. RefSeq lists its product as hypothetical. The transcript is spliced from 3 exons. Bases 309 to 2093 code for a protein of 594 amino acids. Gene Ontology annotation, molecular function: protein binding. Gene Ontology annotation, cellular component: cytoplasm; nucleus. The record is from RefSeq and is a predicted model, not a curated record. NCBI's taxonomy places the organism in Eukaryota, Fungi, Ascomycota, Sordariomycetes, Magnaporthales, Magnaporthaceae.